Messenger RNA from Eublepharis macularius, 1079 nucleotides. It is a transcript of the gene PSMA5, whose product is annotated as proteasome 20S subunit alpha 5. The transcript is spliced from 9 exons. Gene Ontology annotation, cellular component: proteasome core complex, alpha-subunit complex; proteasome core complex; nucleus. The record is from RefSeq and is a predicted model, not a curated record. NCBI's taxonomy places the organism in Eukaryota, Metazoa, Chordata, Lepidosauria, Squamata, Eublepharidae. Gene Ontology annotation, biological process: proteasome-mediated ubiquitin-dependent protein catabolic process. Bases 154 to 879 code for a protein of 241 amino acids.
GCAUGCGCGGUAGAUCGUGGUGUGUGAAACCGGGCGCUGCGCUGACAGGGCCGCAGCCAUCCUCGGCUAGAGUGGGGCUUCGACCGGGAUUUUCCGCUUCUGCAGCCCGCGUGCGUCCCGGUCUUUCUCUGCGCUGUAGCAGCUGCCGCCAGCAUGUUCCUCACUCGCUCCGAGUAUGACAGGGGAGUGAAUACGUUUUCUCCAGAGGGAAGAUUAUUCCAAGUGGAGUAUGCCAUUGAAGCGAUAAAGCUUGGUUCCACAGCAAUUGGAAUUCAGACAUCAGAAGGGGUUUGCUUGGCUGUGGAGAAGAGGAUCACCUCCCCACUUAUGGAACCCAGCAGUAUUGAGAAAAUUGUAGAAAUAGAUUCUCAUAUAGGUUGUGCAAUGAGUGGUUUAAUAGCUGAUGCAAAGACAUUAAUUGACAAAGCAAGAGUUGAGACACAGAAUCACUGGUUUACAUACAAUGAAAUCAUGACUGUAGAGAGUGUGACACAGGCAGUGUCCAAUUUAGCAUUACAGUUUGGAGAAGAAGAUGCUGAUCCAGGUGCUAUGUCAAGGCCGUUUGGUGUGGCACUACUCUUUGGUGGAGUUGAUGAAAAGGGACCUCAGCUGUUUCACAUGGACCCUUCUGGGACAUUUGUACAAUGUGAUGCAAGAGCAAUUGGAUCAGCUUCGGAAGGUGCACAAAGCUCCUUGCAGGAAGUUUAUCACAAGUCAAUGACUCUGAAAGAAGCAAUCAAGUCAUCACUUAUCAUUCUAAAACAAGUUAUGGAAGAAAAACUGAAUGCAACUAACAUUGAGCUUGCAACAGUGGAGCCUGGAAUGAAGUUCCAUAUGUACACGAAAGAAGAACUUGAAGAUGUCAUCAAGGAUAUUUGAUGAGGGGGAGAACUCUCCGACUGCCUCAUUCCCUAAUCACAGCAAACUGACUCUUCAGUUUUUUUCCAGUGCCCAUAACUUUAUUUCAGCAGAACGUAUGCCUGCUCUUAAACUGGCUCAAAAGGUUUUUUUUACAGUUUCUGUACAUAAAAAAGAUCUUCAGUAAGAGGAAACUAGAAUAAAUCAUUUUGUUACUCUUA